CUUGUUAUGUUACUGUUUGGUCCCUCACUUUUGGUAUCGUGGAUGCCGCGGGUUCGGUUCCCCACCAUUGGCUGUGAGAGCUGGUCUUAUGGCAACCGCAUUGACCCCUUUCAUUUAUGUCUUGGCAGGAAAAUCAAAUGCAAUUACUUUGUUGACUGGGAUAAGUUAUGAAAAGUUGAAUGUUCAUCAUCAAUAUGUUGGAGUUGCUGCAUUUGUAUUGUCACUUAUUCAUAUCAUUCCAUUUUUACAUCAAGAUCUCGUUGAAGGUGGAGCCAGCUUAUUAUAUUCUAAUUUCCAAAAUGACUUUGCCUACUAUAGUGGUAUUCCAUCAACAAUAUUCUUAGGAUUGUUGUGUAUCCUUUCCAAAGCAUGGGUAAGAAAACAUGUCUAUGAAAUAUUUUUACAUUCUCACUGGCUUUUCGGCAUUGCUUACUUUGGUACUUUAAUUUGGCACAUUAAUAAAUCUUUAGGUGCUGAUAAUUAUAUGUGGGGAGCUCUUGCAUUUUGGGCAACCCAAAUAUUAUACCGUAUCUUGAUGAAGACUGCUUUCAAGCCAACAUCCAUGUUUUUAAGAUCAAGAGAAGCCACUCUCAGCAAGUUAGGAGACAAUGCCUAUGAAGUAACUGUUGCUAAUGCCAAGGGAUACAAAUGGGGUCCAGGCCAACAUUUCUUUCUUAGAUUUGUCGGUUCAAGAAUUCUUGACAAUCAUCCAUUCUCAAUCGCUUCCAUGUCUAGAGAUGAUGAAUCUGCUUCUGAAAUGAAGUUUAUAAUAGUUCCUCAAAAGGGAUUAACAAAGAAGCAUUAUCAAGAGCUUGAACAACACAUCACUUGUAAGAAGAAGGUUUUCCUUGAUGGUCCUUAUGGUGGUACUUUUAGAGAACCAACAGCGUUUGAUAGAGUGGUAUUGCUUAGUUCAGGAAGUGGUGUAACGGCGACGUUGCCAUUUUUAACUUAUUUGGCCAGGAAUAUUAACCAAUUGAAGAGUCAAGGAAAACCUAUUGUAACUAGAGGCAUUUCUUUUAUUUGGGUUGUUAGAAAGAGUGAACAUAUAAAUUGGAUACGACAAGAAUUGAUGGAAUGUCAAGAAUUGGCUGGUGAAUAUAUUCAAAUCCAAAUAUAUGUUACUGAACAUGAAACAAUCGAAAAGAAGAUUGAGCUUGACAGCAACGAAAAAGAUAGUUCAACUUCAAUGUUGGAAAAAACUAUCGGAAAUAAUGACUCGGAAUCAUCAGAACUUCUUCUUCCUAAAGAGUUUACCGUUGAUUUUGCAAAACCAGCUAUUCCUAGAAUAGUAAACAACUUGAGAUUAUCUAGAAGAAAUAUGAUUGUUUGUUCUGGUAGUGAAUCCAUGAAGAAAGAGGUUAGUUCUGCUACUUCAAAACUCCAAGCUUUAAUUUUCAAUAAUGAUAUUCAUAAUUCUCAUGUUGAAGAGAUUUACUUGCAUACUGAAUCUUUUGGGUGGUAGAUUUCAUUAUAAUUAUUUGUAAAUAUCGGUUAAUAAUAGAUUGCAAAAAAAUAAAAUUCAUAAUAAAUUUG
Molecule: messenger RNA, 1536 nt
Organism: Spathaspora passalidarum NRRL Y-27907
Lineage: Eukaryota; Fungi; Ascomycota; Pichiomycetes; Serinales; Debaryomycetaceae
Gene: FRE7
Product: putative ferric-chelate reductase
Exons: 1
Coding region: 89-1465 (458 amino acids)
Biological process (GO): iron ion transport; intracellular iron ion homeostasis; copper ion import
Cellular component (GO): plasma membrane
Molecular function (GO): ferric-chelate reductase activity
Source: RefSeq, a predicted model, not a curated record